This is a messenger RNA of Ectocarpus sp. CCAP 1310/34, 2685 nucleotides long. The record is from the annotation of a GenBank genome assembly. Lineage: Eukaryota; Phaeophyceae; Ectocarpales; Ectocarpaceae.
AGAGAGAGCAGGCCCUUGCACACCUGAGCACACGUCUUCGACUAUCCGGUUCACGCGUCGCACUCUUCCCUACCACCAAACAACCUCCAGCAACUGUACGCCACACGCGCCAUGCAACCGGCAGGCGGCGGACAAGCCUCACGCGGCGGUGGCGCGUCUUCGCGACCAUCCCCGAAUGCAUCGCUCACAUCGAAGGGAGCUCCCGAAGCGUCAACAUACGGCAACGGUCGCAGUAGCGGUGGAGGCGGCGGCAGCGGCGGCCUUUCACUACCGGGCCGGCGCCCGGUCGCUACGACCGCACACCCCAUGCCCCGCCCGUCUCCUCUUGCCGGGAGAAUAGCAGCUUCAGCGUCUGGGGGAAUGCGUCGUUUCAAUACCGCCCAGACGCCCCGUGCUGCUCCUGCUGCUGCUCCUGCUGCUGCUGCUGCUACUGUUACCGCUGCUGCCAUCGCCGCUGCUGCUGUCGAUGUUCGAGCUGUUGCCGCAGGCGUUGCUGCUACUGCUGUUGGAGCUUACCGUACGGCGAGCCCUGACACCAGCGAGAGGUCUCUGGCGAUGAGAAGGAUAUCACAGCAGUCGUCUACUGGAUGUUGUGCUGGUUCUACUUCUUCACGGCGAGACGAUGCCGAACUCUCCCAGGAACGCCCCGCUUGUUGGGUCCCGGGGGCCGCGGCGUUGAACGAGGCAUUGUCGGCCACCGGCGGCUCUCCCGCGACGCGCCCUCCCGGGACCUCCACUUACCGCCGUCCCCCUCGCGGAGAUGCCGGCGGCGGCCCCGGUACCACUGGCGAUAGGCCUGGUGCAGGGAGGUCUGGUGUGAGGAGGGUAGCAGGAGAAGAGGAGGAAGGGGAGGGGGGAGGGGGGGGCAGCGGGGCGCGGGGCAGGACCACCGGCGGCGGUGGAGCUUCGGGAACGUCCGGGCUUGGGGUCCACAGCCUCGACGUUGUCGCUCGACCCGCUCGUCCUCUGGCUUCUAGGCCAGUGAUGGAGAAGGAAAGGCCAACUCAUGGUUUCGAGGACAACAGUCACAGUAGCCUGCCUACAGUCGACCCUGAGCAGCAGCAGCAGGAGCAGCAGGAGCAGGAGCAGGAGGAGGAGUAUCAGCAGCAGCAACACCAGCAACACCAGCAGCACUACCAGCGGCAACAGCAGCAGUGGCAGCAGCACCACCAUCAUCACCAGUGGGCGGUUCAACAGGAACAACAGGGACAGGAGCAGCAGCAAGAGGAGCAGCAGCAAGAGGAGCGACAGCGUGAGGAGCAAUACAUGGAGGACCAGUUGGAGCGGAGUGAGGACGAGGAACAGCAGCACGAGGAGAACGGCAACGCGGACGCGUUGGAAGCUGCGGACACCGUCGACAAUGACAUGUUCCAACUGGCCGACGCAGAGGAGGACGCCGAACGCAACAAGGCAAAAAUGGAUCAAUGUGAGGCUUUGGUGAGACAAAAGCAGGAAGCUUUGGCCAGGUUUCGCAGGGAUUGCGAGGCGGAGGUGGAGCGUAUCAAGGCGGUCAUGGAGGAGCACGUGGCCCAGCUAGAGCUCAAGCUGAAAGGAGAAAUCCAAGUUUCUCUGGACGGAACCGUCAAAGCCAAGAUCGAACACAACCACAGGGACAAAAGCCGGGCCCGGAAAGCGCACCAGAUCCUGUCCUCCUUCUCCGCUGCCCCUCUGGUCUCCAAGAUGCGGCGUUUCGAUUGGCCCAUUCAUUCGGAUACGCUAUCAUCUUCCAGAUGCCCUCAGAGGCACACCUUUGCCAGGGAGCGUACGGAUCUUUUUUUGCUGUCUCCAUGGGACUCAGGAUGUGAACAUGGGCAGCCCUCGAACCGGUCUCCAGCGUUGCGACACCUCGAUGAGGUUGUCGACUUUCGGCCACCAGCGUACUGCACCAGCACCAACACUUGGGUCGGGUGCCAGCCAUAACCGAAGCUCUACUUGUAUAGAGAAUGUUUUAGUCUGCGUACCAUUGCCUCCUAAGCUGUUGAGCCUCAACGGACGAUAGCGUCAUGAAUGUGGCCCUCGGGGCGACGGAACCGAAGCUCUUCAGAGAAAUUAUAGUCACCGUACCAUUGCCUCCCAAGCUGUUGAGCAUCAACAUACGAUAGCGUGAUGAACGUGACCUCGCGGUGACGGGGGUACACGUCUUUGAGAGCGACGGCGGCCCUGCUGGACCCACACUUAGCAGUUCAUUCGUCUGUAUCCUGCAAUCAUGGCGUCACUCUAUGAACUGUUGGCAUGCAAGUGGGCUACCAUAGACAGCGAAUGUAGUAGUAGAAACAUGCGCACACCGUUUGAUCUCGGGUGUUGCUGUGGGAGCUGCCAACUUUAUGUUACAUACAGGCACUCUAGAACGUGGUGCAUGUUGAUGGCAUCGGUAUGUGUUGGAGGUGCAUGCUGGAGGUUGAAUCGCGGGGAGACACACACGUAGUCAAGGCAAGUUUGCAUCGUCCUUUGCGUUUGAAGUGCAUGGUGAGAAUCAUCUUUUGUCUUAUCCGGAGCUUUCACCCCCCCCCGUGCGGCACUUCCUUUGGGCUCGAAGUGGGAAUUUGUACGUCAUUCGUGGGUGACGGGUAAAGGCAGCACCUCCAACAGAUCGGGACAGUAUCGGCGGGCUUCCACGCACUAAAUCGUCACGCGUGCACAGCGAUGAAGCCUCGGCCGCCGUUCCGACACGCGCGAGCGAUAGAC